Molecule: messenger RNA, 689 nt
Organism: Prosopis cineraria
Lineage: Eukaryota; Viridiplantae; Streptophyta; Magnoliopsida; Fabales; Fabaceae
Exons: 3
Coding region: 205-486 (93 amino acids)
Source: RefSeq, a predicted model, not a curated record
UAUUUAAGGAGAAAGAAAUGAUAAAUAUGUAAAAGUUGAGGUUGACUUGGAGCACUAGCACUAGCACUGUCCUGCAAAACUCGAUUAAAUUAUUUUGUCCGUCUGAUGUUUUUUCCCCCUAUAUAAGCACCGUCUCCGCACUGUUUGCCUUAUCAUCAUUCAUCACCUUGCUAAGUCUCCAGAUCUCUUUUCUGCUCAUUCAACAUGGUGCACAAAUCUCCCCUGCAACUCGUCAUAAUCCUCCUGGGUUUUUCGUUUGCUGUCUCGUCUGUCGCUGUCCCAGCAAGCAGAAGCCUCAGGUCAAACGGAGAAGAAUUUUCAAGACUCUCAACACAAGCAACCCCGGCCCAGGGUUUGAGGAAUGGAGAGGAGAUGAUUGAGAUGGGAGAAGAGGUGAUAGAGGGAAGGAUGGAUUUGGAGAGUACAGAUUAUCCAGGGACAGGAGCAAACAACCGCCAUGAUCCAAGAACACCAGGAAGAGCUUGAGUGAUCCACAAUUGACGUUAUAAUCUCUGUAUAGAUUAUAUAUAAGACCUAAGAGGUUGUUUACAUACAGAUACUGGCUUGAGAUUUCUUUAUUCUUCAUGAAGGUAUUGAGGUGGCUUUCUGUGGUCUAAAUCUUCCUAAAUGUAACGAAGGUUUUGCAAUAAAGCGACUCGCCUAUGCGAAGCAGCUUCAUAUGCCCAAAA